CCUAUAUUUGGACGAAUCAUAACCGCCGAUUAUUGUUUCUAGUUAAAUUAAUCUUGGGGUAUAAGAUUUAGAGAAUUCAGACAUAGAUGUUGAUCUUUAAGGAUUAGAGUAUAGUAUCAUGUCCGAAAGAUCAGUCAAUUAAAGUUCUAGAUAGCGUUUUUUUACUCAAGGUAUGCGGUACCCCGGAUUUCACCCUGGGUACCGUAGAAUUCGCCAUAUAUAUAUAUGUGAAAUUGAACAUGUAGGAGAGGUUGCUGGUGGGGCUGGCGGCAUAGGAAGGACAAUGAAGGUUAAGUGAUCUGCGCAGAGGAAACGUGGUGGUGAGGCAUGCGAUGUUGCUGUUGCUCGGAGGUGAAGGUGCUACGAAGAAAUGAGGAAAGAAUGGUGUGGUCAUCUGAGGCAUCUGAAGAAGGUUGGAGGACACUCUUCGUGGUGAUCGACAGGAAGAAGAGAAAGCAAUUGGAGAAAGCUCAAAGCUUCAUCUUUGCUCCCAAUCGCAAUCAAACUGUUGUCGUAGUCUCCGCUGCUAAGAUUCAAGCCAUAACCUCCUUCAAGCUCUCCAACGCACUCCGAAAUCCUUAGCUCGAGAUCGACUCAUCAUGUGAAGGUGAGAUCUUCCAUCGACAGUGGGGAUUGAUGAGGAUUUGAUCUUACAUGGACAAGGUGAAGAAGAGGAAUUUGGUGUUGUUGUUUUAACUAUCAAAUCUCGAGACCAAUUCAAAUUUGGAGAUGUUUUCCUCUAUUCUAGUAUGAAUUUCGACCAUUGUCAGCCUUCUCCUGUUCCAAUCCAUUUAUUAAUCGUCGUUGCUUUUCUCAAAUCUCCACAUCCAGCUCCAUUGGCGAUGAUUGUCCUUGUUUGAUGAUCCAAAACAAGGAAAGCCCUCCCAUGAUGCGGUCGCCUUCGUCGCUACCCCUCCGUCGUCUAACCACUAGCUAGGGUUAUCUUUUAAUAACAGAUGAUGGGGCUC
Molecule: messenger RNA, 968 nt
Organism: Linum trigynum
Lineage: Eukaryota; Viridiplantae; Streptophyta; Magnoliopsida; Malpighiales; Linaceae
Source: the annotation of a GenBank genome assembly